AGUUUAACAUAACCAUAUAAAUACCACCCCAUUAUUUUAAUAGUACACUUAUAUCACUGGUCUUAGGUGCUCUCCUACAGAACAUCUUUCUAAAAUAUACCUAAAGAUUCCAUCUAGAGAAUCACUCAGCACAGCAAACAUUGCAAUCAUUCACGUGUUGCAUAUAAAUGACUAUCUGAGUGGUGAGUUCUUCACAAAGAUACAUAGGUCUCUCUAGCAUGGACUUGAAGACAAAGAAACCAUCAAAGAAAGAAAUAAACAGGGGAGCAUGGACAGCAGAAGAAGAUGAAAAGCUAGCUGAAACUAUAGAGAUACAUGGUCCUAAAAAAUGGACAGUCAUUGCAACAAAAGCAGGUUUACAGAGGUGUGGCAAGAGUUGUAGGCUAAGAUGGCUAAAUUAUCUGAGACCAAACAUCAAGAGAGGAAAUAUAUCAGACCAAGAGGAAGACUUGAUUAUUAGGCUUCAUAAACUUUUAGGAAACAGGUGGUCACUGAUUGCUGGAAGACUACCAGGUCGAACCGAUAAUGAGAUAAAAAACUAUUGGAAUUCACAUUUAAGCAAAAAGAAGGAAAUAAUGGAAAAACAAACCGAUCAUGAUUCAACAAGAGAUGGCUCCAAAUUAGCUGAGAGAAGGACAGCAGUAGAGAUAGCUAACAACGAGAUGAAAGAAGAGGAUGUCGCCACCAAAGACAAACAUGGAGUUGAAUCUUCAAAGUUUAGCUUCAAUACCGAUGAGUUUUUUGAUUUCUCAAAUGAAGACCCCACAACUUUGGAUUGGGUCAACAGGUACCUUGCAGGUACCAGUAGUGUAUUUCUCUAGGUAACAUUUACUAUGCAUCGUCUAGUUCAGAAAAUAGGAGUACCAUGCCAGCCUAUAUAUACAAAUUACACUGUACUAAAACUUAAUAAUUGCAUCCAUACCUCGGAUUUCUGAGUUCUCUGGAUUCAUCUAUUUAUAAAGCUGUAGAUAACUUGGAAUUAUUACAAAUGCUUCCAUCCAGCUGGUGUCGUUUAUCCUAUGUAUAAGAUAUAUAGAAUAUCCAACUUUGAUAUA
Erigeron canadensis is the source of this 1055-nucleotide messenger RNA. Its product is annotated as transcription factor MYB114-like. NCBI's taxonomy places the organism in Eukaryota, Viridiplantae, Streptophyta, Magnoliopsida, Asterales, Asteraceae. Gene Ontology annotation, molecular function: transcription cis-regulatory region binding. The transcript has 3 exons. Gene Ontology annotation, biological process: cell differentiation. The record is from RefSeq and is a predicted model, not a curated record. Bases 219 to 821 code for a protein of 200 amino acids. Gene Ontology annotation, cellular component: nucleus.